Panicum virgatum (switchgrass) is the source of this 1335-nucleotide messenger RNA. RefSeq lists its product as uncharacterized. The record is from RefSeq and is a predicted model, not a curated record. Lineage: Eukaryota; Viridiplantae; Streptophyta; Magnoliopsida; Poales; Poaceae. The transcript is spliced from 2 exons. Bases 1 to 1335 code for a protein of 444 amino acids.
AUGCCUCCACCAGUACCCGAGGCCGUGGGACACCCCAUGGUUACGCGACGCAAGGCCGGCGUGGUCAAGCCGAACCCGCGCUACACCAACAUUGCGGAAGUCGACACUGUCCCAUGCUCGGUUCGUGCCGCGCUCCGUGAUCUAGAAUGGUUCGCGGCGAUGCAAGAGGAUUUCAAGGCGCUCCAGGACAACGGCACUUGGGAGCUUCUCGGCUUCAUCCCCGCCAAGUCCGACAGCUCCCUCUUCGUUCUUCAUUGUGGCGAUGCCGAAGCUCAUCUACUGCUGUACGUCGACGACAUUGUCCUUGCUGCCUCUUCGACGGAGCUACUUCACCAAAUUAUUGAUCAACUCCGUCUUGAGUUUGCCAUGAAAGAUCUUGGACCCGUCCACUUCUUUCUCGGCAUUCAAGUGCGGCGCACGGCGACUGGCUUCUUCCUGUCCCAGGUCCAAUAUGCUGAGGACGUCCUCGAUCGGGCCGGCAUGGCGAACUGCACACCGGCUUCCACGCCAAUUGAUGUCAAGGGCAAGCUCUCCUCCAGCACAGGCCAGCCAGUGACUGAUCCGACGUUCUACCGCAGCAACGUCGUGGCACUCCAGUAUCUCACUCUCACGCGGCCAGACAUCACCUACGCCGUGCAGCAAGCAUGUCUCCAUAUGCAUGAUCCAAGAGAUGUGCACUGGACUUUGGUGAAACGCAUCCUUCAGUACGUUCGCGGCACCGUUGGACAAGGUCUCCAGCUUCGACGUUCAUCUUCCCCGACGCUAGUUGCCUACUCGGACGCCGACUGGGCAGGAUGCCCAGACACGCAUCGCUCGACAUCGGGCUUCUUUGUCUUCCUCGGUGACUCUCUGGUGUCAUGGUCUUCCAAGCGGCAGGCCACUGUCUCGCGUUCAAGUGCGGAGGCCGAGUACCGUGGCGUGGCAAACGCAGCAGCCGAGUGCUGCUGGCUUCGACAUCUUCUCGACGAACUCCACGUCAAGGUCGACAAGGCGACUCUCUUGUACUGCGACAAUGUGUCUGCCGUCUACCUGACGGACAACCCCAUUCAUCAUGGGCGCACAAAGCAUAUCGAGCUUGAUGUGCACUUUGUCCGGGAGAAGGUUGCCAUCGGGGAUAUCCGCGUUCAUCACGUUCCGACGCGCCAGCAGAUCGCCGACAUCAUGACCAAGGGCUUGUCUAGGGCAUUGUUCGAAGAAUUCAGGUCCAGUUUGUGCCUCGACGACGACGCACGAACUGUGGGGGGUGUCAAAGUGGCUAAACCCAUUGUAUUGUACCGGCUAGUCUUUGUUAUGGCUCAGCCCUUGGCAAUCGCCACGAUCCGGUUUUCACGGUGA